AUGGAUGGAGGAAUGCAGCUCCAGACGUAUGAGGGCUUUGGGGAUCCCGACGCGCCUCUCCUGCCCUGGGAUGAGAUUUACCAGAAGGUUUUGUUAUCUCCACGCUUUCGACCGUCGCUGCUAGAGAGCUCUCUCGCAACCUCACAGCUCACCUCCCUCCUCUCCGCCUCGUCAUAUCCCAUCCCCGAACCGUUCUAUCAGCACGGACAGUUUCCAUCGGAGGGCUACGGCGCUUCGUUAUCUGUACCCAAUGGCUUUCUACUCCCAGGGUCCGACGCCGGAGAGCGCAUGUUGAGCUUGGAUCGACGAACGCCACCGACUGACACGCAACGACCGACUCAGAACGCCCAGAAGACAACGAAACGUGAACUGAAUGAGUCAUCUGGUGGACCGACUGCUAAGAAGCGUGGUCGCCCACGUAAAACGAUGGAUACUCGAAUGGGCGAAGACCCAGAAGAACGACGUCGAAUGCAGAUCCGCCUGGCACAACGGGCCUACCGCUCUCGCAAGGAAGCCAACAUCACAUCGCUUAAGGGUCGGAUCUCUCAACUGGAAGCGACACUAGAGAAAAUGAGCUCGGCAGUCGUCUCCUUCAGCGAUAAUCUGGUGCAGUCGGGGGCUCUCUCCUCGCACCCCGACAUCGCGAGCCACUUACGUGAUACAGUACAAACAUGUUUGGCAUUGGCAAAGGAGGCCAGUAAGGAUGCCGAACCCGAGAGUCCGGACACAUCGCACGGUGAGGAAAGCACGUCGUCAACUUCGGCGGGGCCAGACGGCACGGCAACAGAUCACAAUACGAGCCCGCGUUCUCACGCCGAACAGACCACUCCUCCGGAGAGUAGUCCGUCAAAGCCGAUUUCCCCUCCCUUGUCUGAGCCCAUAGAGCCUUCUGCUAUGGAGAUUCCUCUCUUCAUCGAACAAUUACACCUGGCAUGUGUAUAUCAAGGGUACUUGGUGCUCUCGAAUCCAUCCGUUCCUAUGUCUCGCAUCGAACGUCCAUUUCGGUUCCUGUUUACCCUUAUGGAUAGACCUCACCUGACUGCAGCCUUCGAAGCAUUGUUGCACGCUAAAUUGAGUCAGAAAAGAUUGGAGGAGUGCUAUGCAGGGGUCCCGUUCUUCAAGCUUGGGGGUGCUGGCACCCACUAUGCACGAUCCACCGGUCAAGCUCAAGAAGGUGAAAAACCUUUAUGUCGCUACCAGCAAUGGGCUACGAUCCACGAUCCUCUCGCACGAUUCUCGCCUGACAUCCGAAAGGAAAUGGAGGGAGAUUGGUUUGAUAUGCAAGACCUGGCUGGUUAUCUCCGCGAGAAAGGUGUGCGUCUGUUCUCCUCUGCCCCCUCAGAAACCGACCGAAAGCUGUCACGGACACCCAUUAACGUUACCCGCUUCACACAAACUUUGAUUAGUAGAGGCAUAUGUUUGGGGCGCACACCGGGAUUCCGACGCUCCGAUGUGGACAGUGCUCUGCACGCCUCGGUAUGGACAUGA
Aspergillus nomiae NRRL 13137 is the source of this 1488-nucleotide messenger RNA. RefSeq names its product bZIP transcription factor. Lineage: Eukaryota; Fungi; Ascomycota; Eurotiomycetes; Eurotiales; Aspergillaceae. Gene Ontology annotation, biological process: regulation of DNA-templated transcription. The record is from RefSeq and is a predicted model, not a curated record. Bases 1 to 1488 code for a protein of 495 amino acids. The transcript has 3 exons. Gene Ontology annotation, molecular function: DNA-binding transcription factor activity.